AUGCCGCCGCCGCCACCGCCACGGGCGCUGCCGGAAGAAGUCGUCGAGGAGAUUUUACUCCGCCUCCCGCCGCACAAGCCCGCGUAUCUCGUCCGUGCAUCCGUCGUCAGCAAGCCCUGGCUCGCCCUAGUCUCCGGCGCCCGCUUCAGAGAUCGCUACCGUCAAUUCCAUGGACCUCCUCCCAUGCUUGGCUUCCUCAAAUCGAGACCCUGGAAUUGCUGGUUUCGGCCGGAAGAUCCCAGCCCACCUUUCAUCUCCACCUCGAGGUUCCGUGCACGCAUCUCGGACGACGACAGCUGGGACCAUAACAACUAUGCCGUGUGGGACUGCCGCCAUGGCCGCGUCCUCCUCGGAGAAAAGAACGCCGCACCUAUGAAGAUGGCCGUCUGGGACCCCAUGACAGGCCGCCGGAGGGAGCUGCAAGAGCCCCGCCGCAUGGUGGUGGAGCACAAAGAUGGCCUUCACGCGGCGGCGGUGGUCUGCGCGGUAAGCGGCUGCGACCACCGCGCCUGCAAUGACGGCCCCUUCCGGGUGGUCUUCUUCUCCUUGCACAACGUUGAUGAGUUUCCCGGCUUUGCUGCGCAAGCCUGCGUAUCCUCGCCGGAGACGACCGAACACAUCAACCUGCCCUCUGAUUCUCGUCGCGCUCAGUGGAGCGAGCCAUGCUCUCGCAUUCCCAUUGAGCCGGUUGGAUUCAUCGAGCCAAACCACCCCGUCCUCGUCAAAGACGCCCUCCACUUCAUGCUUGCGUUUGAAUAUGAUUAUAAUAAUGUUCUAUAUGAUGGUCUCGCUCGUGUACAAAUUCUGAAAUACGACUUGGGCUCCGAUUCAUUGUCGCUAAUCUAUCCACCGAUGGCGGCGGAGGACACUUUUGGAAACUCUAUCCUCAUGGCGAUGGAGGAUGGUACUCUGGGGCAGGAGGGCAUUCUCAAUCAAGAUGAGCAACUUGGAGGCGACAAGUCAAGGGUCUUUUGCUGA
Molecule: messenger RNA, 978 nt
Organism: Lolium perenne
Lineage: Eukaryota; Viridiplantae; Streptophyta; Magnoliopsida; Poales; Poaceae
Molecular function (GO): protein binding
Source: RefSeq, a predicted model, not a curated record